Cornus florida is the source of this 1953-nucleotide messenger RNA. Its product is annotated as anthocyanidin-3-O-glucoside rhamnosyltransferase-like. Bases 350 to 1771 code for a protein of 473 amino acids. The record is from RefSeq and is a predicted model, not a curated record. The transcript has a single exon. NCBI's taxonomy places the organism in Eukaryota, Viridiplantae, Streptophyta, Magnoliopsida, Cornales, Cornaceae. Gene Ontology annotation, molecular function: UDP-glycosyltransferase activity.
GGAAAUUAAGGGUGAAAAAAUAAUCAAUUAUAGAGCGAUUUUAAGGGUGCCAAAUUUAAACGGGGACAGAGAUGGAGAAACUCUUUGCAACCUACCCCGUUGCCAUCACUAAGUAGGAGUAAUCUGAUGAGACAUUAAUGCGCAGCUAAUGGUUGGUGUAGGAGUUAAAGCGCUGUUUUCUAACAGCCUUGCACAACUCAUAAAUUUUUUUUUUUUUUUAAGGUUGCUGCAUCCUAUAGAUAGAACUCAUCAUUAGAUACAAUCAUCAACUUCACAAACACAAAAAAAACACACACGCACAGAGACACUCUGGAACAAAAAGGGUGAGACAGAGAGAUGGAGAGUGAAAAUGAAUGUAGUGAAUCAGCUCGAGCUUCACGUAGUUAUGUUCCCAUUUUUGGCAUUUGGUCACAUAAAUCCAUUUGUGCAACUAUCCAACAAGCUCUCCUCUCAUGGUGUCCGGGUCUCUUUCUUCUCUGCCCCCGGCAAUAUCGACCGGAUCAAGACCACCCUCAACCUCACUCCCACCACCCAAAUCAUCCCUCUCACAAUCCCACCGGUUGACGGCCUCCCUCCGGGCCUCGACAGCACUGCCGACACGACACCCUUAACCUCUGAACUCCUCAAGAUUGCUUUGGACCAAAUGCAACCCCAAAUCAAGAUCCUCUUGUCCGAACUCACACCCCAUUUUGUCUUCUACGACUUUGGACAACAAUGGCUUCCACCAUUAGCCUCUCAACUCGGCAUCAAAACCAUCUUCUUCUCCAUAUUCGGCGCUCUCUGCACCGCCUUUGUUACCAUCCCCGGAAGGCUAAGUGAUCAUGAUCAGCUCAAAACCAGCCCUACUCUUGAAGAAAUGAAGAGACCUCCACCAGGGUUCCCUCAAACCUCAGUCACCUCACUGAGAACCUUUGAAGCUCGAGACUUCCUCUAUGUUUUCAAGAGCUUCCAUGGUGGUUCUUCGGUAUAUGAUCGAGUCCUCACAUGCCUCAAAGGGUGCGAUGCCAUACUUGUCAAGUCAUGCCGUGAAAUGGAAGCACCUUACAUCGAUUUCGUGACCACCCAAUUCGAUAAGCCCGUCCUUUUGGCCGGUCCGGUCAUCCCCGAGCCACCCACCGGCAUGCUCGAGGAGAGAUGGGAUAAGUGGUUGGGUCAGUUUCCGGCGAAGUCGGUGGUUUUCUGUUCAUUUGGAAGUGAAGCAUUCCUCAAAGAUGAUCAGAUAAGAGAGCUGGUUUUAGGGUUGGAACUCACAGGUCUACCGUUCUUUAUGGUUUUGAAGUUUCCGGCCGACGUCGACGGCAGUGCGGAGUUGGACAGUGCACUGCCUGAAGGGUUUUUGGAGAGGGUGAAGGAUAGAGGUGUAGUUUAUGCAGGGUGGGUGCAGCAACAGCACAUCCUGGCGCACGUUAGCGUGGGCUGCUGCUUGUGCCAUGCAGGGCGCAGCUCAGUGAUAGAAACCCUAGUAAAUGAUUGUCAAUUGGUAAUGUUGACUAAUAAGGGGGACCAGUUCUUGAACUCUAAGCUUGUGGCUGGGGACUUGAAAGCUGGGUUGGAGGUAAAUAGGAGGGAUGAAGAUGGGUAUUUCUGUAAAGAGGAUAUUUGCAUGCCAUUGAGACAGUUGAUGGUGGAGGUUGACAAAGAACCAGGAAAAUCUGUUAGGGCUAAUCAGGAAAAAUGGAAAAUGUUUCUUUUGAACAAGGAGAUUCAGAAUAAGUUUGUCACAGAUUUGGUUAAGGGCAUGAAAACCAUGGACGGUAUGUACAACAUUUGAUUACGAGACACGACAACUAUUUGCACAAACACAAUUCUCGGAUUUGUGAGUCUACUGUAGGACCCACAAGAAUUAAAAAAUGUACUGUUUCAUAUUUUUCUUCAUAUUAUUUACAUGUACUCUAUUCUAGUAGUGGUUUUAUGUGAUUCCCCAUGUACUCUAUUCUAGUACUAUAUUUGCCA